AUGGCCAGUAGGUGGCACAGUCGACUUUAUCCAAUUGUUGAUCUUAAAAAGCAGACUCUUGUACUAGAGGAUGGAUCUCGAAUAGCUUCUAUGUUUGACAGCUAUGACGAACUUUCGCGGUUUGUGUUUGAAGAUGCUAAGACAUUUUGCGAAGCUUGUCAGCGUGGUUGCCGCAUGUCCAAAAACGGUCCAAUGCUUGGGUAUCGGAAAAAACAAGCAGAUGGCAGUGAGCCGUAUGUUUGGCUUUCAUAUAAAGAGGUCAUUGAUCGCUCAUACGACUUCCUUUUUGGCUUGGUAGACUUGGGAAUAAAGCUUGGUCAGGAAACUUUUGUCGGGAUUUUUGCGAAGAACAGACCGGAAUGGAUUAUCACAGAGUUGGGCACGUACAGUGGUCGUUGCGUGUUAAUACCACUUUAUGAAACACUAGGCCCUGAAGCAUGUGUGUACAUCAUUAAUGAGUCAGAAAUGAAACUUGUUGUCUGCGACACUUCGGAGAAAGCAGAAAAAUUACUGAGAAGCUGUAGCGAAUGUCCUUCCUUGAAGUAUCUGAUUAUAAUGGAUGAUUUUUCUGAAGACUUAGUUAGAAUAGCUAGUGAGGUAGAUGUACAAAUCUAUAAAUUUCCUGAAAUAGAACGCCGAGGUCGAGAACUUGAAGAUCGCCCUAUGAUAGAGCCGUGUACUCCGGAAGACUUGUGUACUAUAUGUUACACUUCAGGGACCACAGGAAAGCCCAAAGGGGUGAUGUUAACGCAUGAAAAUUACAUGGCUUGCUGUACCUGUUUGCGCUAUCUCAAAAAUUCAUGCUUUUGGCAUGGUGAUUGUUUAUUCAGCUUCUUGCCUUUGGCUCAUAUGUUUGAACGUCUUGUUGAAGCAGCAGCGUUCCAGGUUGGCGCUCGAGUUGGGUAUUUUAAAGGCGAUGUGCGGACAAUGGCUGAAGACAUAAAAGAAUUAAGACCAACAAUUAUUCCUCUGGUACCGCGUGUUCUCAAUCGGAUUUAUGACAAGGUAAUGUCAGAGGUGGAAAAGUCUUUCAUUAAAAAGACUCUUUUUGAUAUUGCUCUUGCUUAUAAAGCUCGUGAGUAUCACAGGGGCAUAGUACGAAAUGAUUCAUUUUUUGACAAACUUGUCUUCAAAAAAAUUCAGAAUGCCUUAGGCGGUCGCGUAAAAUUGAUGAUUACUGGUUCUGCCCCUAUUUCUGAAACUGUGUUGAGGUUUGCCAGAGCAGCGCUUGGAUGUAUUGUCAUAGAAGGCUAUGGGCAAACGGAGUGUGUCGCCGCAUGCACUUUAGCCGUUGAAGCCGACUGUGAUUACGGGCAUGUUGGCAUACCAACUCCUUGUAAUGCUAUUAAGCUUGUCGAUGUUCCUGAACUUGGUUAUUUUUCUAAAGAUGGGGCGGGUGAGAUUUGUAUACGAGGUUAUAAUGUGUUCAAAGGCUAUUAUAAGAAUGAGGAAUUGACAAAGGAAGUUCUGGAAGAAGACGGUUGGUUACAUACAGGGGAUAUUGGUAAAUGGACAUCAACUGGUGCUCUGAAAAUAGUCGAUCGGAAGAAGCACAUUUUCAAACUGGCUCAAGGAGAAUAUGUUGCUCCUGAACAUAUUGAAAAUGUCUAUGCACGUUCCAAGUAUGUCGCUCAGUCAUUUAUUUACGGGGAAAGUUUGAAAACAUGCAUAAUCGGAAUCGUUGUUCCUGAUUUCGAGAUUUUGUAUGGCUCUAUUGCGGAAAGGUUGAAUUUGUUAGAUUUAAGUUACCAGGAAAUGUGUAGGAAUUCUGCCAUAAAGGAAGCCGUUUUUGAAGAUAUGAUUGCUGUUGGGAAGAAAGCCGGACUUUACUCAUUUCAACAGGUGAAGGAUAUUUAUCUAUGUCCCGAGCAAUUUUCUGUAGAAAAUGGUUUACUGACACCAACGCUGAAAUCUAAGAGACCGGAGUUGAAAAAGCGAUUUGAAGCUCAGAUUGAACGGAUGUAUGCAAAAUUGGACUGA
Enterobius vermicularis (human pinworm) is the source of this 1980-nucleotide messenger RNA. Lineage: Eukaryota; Metazoa; Nematoda; Chromadorea; Rhabditida; Oxyuridae. The record is from the annotation of a GenBank genome assembly.